CGCUGGGCGUGGGGCCUCUGUGGUGGUCCUGAUGUGCCCCAUGCCGCAUUGUCUGUAUCUACAGUCAACACAGAGAGCCGCGGCGUGGGGAUCAAGCAGAGUCAGCUCUCUGUGAGCUCCCACAUUGUGCAAGAGGAUGAAUUGUUGAAAGCUGUGAGAAGCAACGAACCAUUGCGUCUAACGUUCACUCUUCACUUGACCGAGAGUACGUCCGUCGAGUGGGAGACCGUAGCAUGGCGCCGCUGUCUAUACAUUCGCGUACCAAGCUGCCUUCUGCCCGAAGGAUCAAAAGAGGGUUUUGUUUCGCUCCUAGAAUACGCCGAGGAAACACUGCGCUGCACCAAUAUCAUUGUCUGCCUUCGCAAAGAUAGAUCAGACCGAGCAAUGCUGGUUCGUACCUUCAUGUUCUUGGGUUUCACGGUCCUGCCGCCAACUCAUGCCUUGGUACCGCCAGGCAGUGACGCUGGCAAUCUCUACAUGCUCUAUGCCAUCGAGUAAUCGGCAAGCGGUUCUGCCUCUCUCAAAUUUAACGCGCAGGUACUACCGUAAUCGAGUCUGAGGUAAAAUUCCGAAAAGAGGGACAAUUGGAAAAUUCUGGGAAACAUGUAUAUUUUUCUUUUAUGUUUUAACAUUUGCCGUAUAAAGUAUUAUUUCUCUUAUCAGUUGCACAUUGGAAAAUUCGUCCAUUUUUUGCAAGGAUUUAUAUCGAUUGCAGAAGAACCUUGGCGUUAAAUUGAAGAGGCUUGAUGAAAAAAAAAAAUUAAAAAUUAUAGUCGCGAAUAUGUAGAACGCGUACAUAAAAGGCUUUCGAUGGGUAUAUCGAUUCAUUCUCUUGAACACAAUGUUAAUAACUCUUACAAGAGUAUAUAAGCUGCUGACAAAGCUUCCCACGUGAAAAAAUUUGACGGAAUUUGUAGUCGCGCAUCAACAACUGAACACGGCGACCAACUGUCAAAUUUUAGAGAAAAUUUAUUAUCGAUAUAUCUCAAUGUUAAUUGUGGCAGAUUGGGUAUCACCGCGUUAUUCUCCGUAAUAUAUGUAUAAGUGUAUUUGCUUAUUUUUAAGUAUUAUCGAUAUGUAUAAUCUAGAUUUUUAAUAUUUGUUAUGCGAGUACCCAGUAAAAUUGAGUUUGGGUCGCUACAGUGUGUUUGUCAUCCAAAAACGACUAUUUUAUGAUUAUUUACGAUUAAUUGACUGAUAUUCUUUAUUAAAUGUGCAAUUUUUUUCUCUGUAGUUUCGUGAAAAAUCCACGUUCCUGUUUACGAAGUAAAAAGAAAUUUCGUAAGCAUCAAGUAAAAACAUAACAAAUUUCCGGUAUCUGAAUUGACUUUUUGUAGAGUCCAAUUUUUGUAAAAAAAAUUCUAUUUCCGGAAUAUAUGUUCAAAUAAAUUAAAUACUGGUUAACUUAGGAUAGCGCUUGCUAUCGUAUAAAUGGGCUUUGCAAAUUUGACUAAGAAUGAGAAAUAUCACGAACAUUACAUUACGUUGCUAAUCGGACAUGAGAAAUAAGACGUUUAACACAUAUUUUCUUUAAAUGCAAAACUUAAAGGUACUGAAUUAUUAAAAAUCUUACUUAUAUCGUUAUAAGUCCUAUAUCUUUUUUUAUAGCAUAUUCUUAGGGGUGAUAGUAUAUUUAAGUAAUAGUAUAUCUGGUAAUUCCCAAUCAGUUAACAUUGAAGAGAUCUUGCUAAUAAAUGCGUUCUUUAGUGUUGACUUGAUAACAGACAUGAAAAAUAAGUAAAAAUACAAAAAAAAUGAAAAAUAUUAGAAAAGCCAACAAAAAAAUGUUAAUUAGAUUAGGAAUAUAGAUAAAGAUAAGUACAGAGUGACGGACUAUUGUAUGUUAACUUCACGCAAAUAAUUAUCAAUUUGCCUCAAAUUUUUGAAUUGAACAAUUUCAUGCAUUUUAACCUGUCAGUUAGUAUUAUAUAUUGUCUCUGACCAUACAUACACAUACAUAUAAACAAAUACACACAACACACAUAUAAAAAGUGAAUAUGUAUGCUACGUUUCUUAUUCAUACAUGAAAACAUAAUUGCUAAAUAAACAUUUAAUAAAACCCA
This is a messenger RNA of Vollenhovia emeryi, 2063 nucleotides long. RefSeq names its product ornithine decarboxylase antizyme 1 (gene Oda). Gene Ontology annotation, biological process: positive regulation of protein catabolic process. The transcript has 4 exons. Gene Ontology annotation, molecular function: ornithine decarboxylase inhibitor activity. The record is from RefSeq and is a predicted model, not a curated record. The annotation marks the transcript as partial. Lineage: Eukaryota; Metazoa; Arthropoda; Insecta; Hymenoptera; Formicidae. Gene Ontology annotation, cellular component: nucleus; cytoplasm.